Molecule: messenger RNA, 1169 nt
Organism: Neolamprologus brichardi
Lineage: Eukaryota; Metazoa; Chordata; Actinopteri; Cichliformes; Cichlidae
Gene: opn1mw4
Product: opsin 1 (cone pigments), medium-wave-sensitive, 4
Biological process (GO): phototransduction; G protein-coupled receptor signaling pathway; visual perception
Cellular component (GO): membrane
Molecular function (GO): G protein-coupled receptor activity
Source: RefSeq, marked provisional
AGCAAAAUAGACAACAGAAGAUGGCUUGGGAAGGAGGAAUUGAGCCCAAUGGCACUGAAGGCAAGAACUUCUACAUUCCCAUGUCCAACAGGACUGGGAUUGUUAGAAGUCCUUAUGAGUACACUCAGUAUUACCUGGCAGACCCGAUCUUUUUCAAGCUCCUGGCUUUCUACAUGUUCUUCCUGAUCUGCACUGGGACUCCCAUCAACGGCCUGACAUUGUUCGUAACUGCUCAGAACAAGAAGCUCCGGCAACCUCUCAACUAUAUCCUGGUCAACCUGGCUGUGGCUGGACUCAUCAUGUGCUGCUUUGGAUUCACCAUCACCAUCACAUCAGCUGUUAAUGGCUACUUCAUUCUUGGAGCCACCUCCUGUGCAGUUGAGGGAUUCAUGGCCACACUAGGAGGUGAAGUUGCUCUCUGGUCACUUGUUGUCCUGGCUGUUGAGAGAUACAUUGUGGUCUGCAAACCCAUGGGAAGCUUCAAGUUCACUGGAGCUCAUGCUGGUGCUGGAGUACUCUUCACAUGGAUCAUGGCAAUGGCUUGUGCUGCACCUCCACUCUUUGGAUGGUCAAGGUACCUUCCUGAGGGAAUGCAGUGUUCCUGUGGUCCCGACUACUACACACUGGCUCCAGGUUUCAACAAUGAGUCAUAUGUCAUCUACAUGUUUGUUGUUCACUUCUUCUUUCCUGUCUUCAUCAUUUUCUUCACUUAUGGAAGUCUUGUGAUGACAGUCAAAGCUGCAGCAGCACAGCAGCAGGACUCAGCUUCUACCCAGAAAGCUGAGAAGGAAGUGACCCGUAUGUGUGUCUUGAUGGUCUUGGGCUUCCUGGUAGCUUGGACACCAUAUGCUAGCUUCGCCGGUUGGAUUUUCAUGAACAAGGGAGCUUCUUUCAGUGCCCUCACUGCAGCCAUCCCUGCUUUCUUUGCAAAAAGCUCAGCCUUGUACAACCCUGUUAUCUACGUGCUAAUGAACAAACAGUUCCGUAACUGCAUGCUAACCACCAUUGGAAUGGGCGGCAUGGUGGAGGAUGAGACAUCAGUUUCAGCAAGCAAGACAGAGGUGUCCUCUGUGUCUUAAUCAUGAUGGCAUCUUCAGAUAUAAGGACACUGAUGAUCGCUCGCAAAUUUUCAAAAUUCCCAUUAGAGAAAUCUUUUGCCAAAUGGAUUU